CUGACUCUCUAAGAGGCGAGGAAAGCUGAAUUUAUUCUGUAAAGAGAUUUUAAAACAGCAGGAAGAUCGUUUUUUCCCUGAGAGGACGUUAUUGGAGGAUUUAAACUAAUUCGUCUGAUAAUCAGAUCGAUUAUUAAAUUGAGAAACAGCUGAGCUGUUUGUUAAAAAAAAUUAAAAAACAAGUUUAGAAAAAGAAAAAGUGACGCUUCCUGACAUCAGAGCGAGAAGGAGGUAAAAGGAGGAUCCAGACGGUACCAGUGAUUGAUUGAUUGAUUGAUUGAUUGAUUGAUUGAUUGAUCGAUUGGAGGAUGACGAUGACGAUGAUGAUGAUGAUGCGGGCCAUGCUGUGCGUGUCUCUGGUCUGCGGUUUGGCUCUGGACUCCAACACCAUCAGAUCCUCCAAAGAGACGCUGCAGAGCCACGAGCGGCCGGUGCGUCCCCAUGGCGACCCGGUGGACCCGGCUGUACAACGACAGACGGAGGCGACGUUCAACGCCAACCGUCGACCGACAUGUUCAACACCUGACUGCGACGCAUCUGCAGUCAGUGACACACAGAAGGGAGAGUGCAGUAACAGAGCUCGGAGGAGACAGUCCUCGCAGGACAGACAGGCGGACAGACAGGCGGACAGACAGCGAGACAGAGAGACAGACAGUCAGAGCGACACCGGCAGUUUCAACAGGACCAAAGCUCCAGAGAUGUCCAGCUGCGUCCGGUCCGGCGACUGUGCGGCCGGUCUGUGCUGCGUCCGUUACCUGACCGGUAAACGCUGCCAGCGGAUCCCAGAGGAGGGCGAGGCCUGUCUGCUCAGAGGCUCCAAGAUGAGGAGGAACCUGGGACGCUGCGACUGUGGCGAGGGGCUGACCUGCACCGCCGCCAGCCGGGCGGAGCUCAGCAAAGCCAAAGGCCAGGGGGUGUGUCUCCCGAACCAGGAGCAGGGGAGAACAAGGCAUUCUGGGAAGACAAGGAGGACGGCAGAGAGCAGCUGCUGACACAUUUAUUAUAAACUUUGUAGCAUUUGUACACUUUAAUUUAAACCUUAUUUACGUCUGUAGCAACGUGAUUUAGAUGUUUGAAACUCGUGCAGCACUGGAAGAAGUGCAGUAAAAAUACUGCAUGAAAAAUCCUACUACAGUAAAAGUACAUAAG
This is a messenger RNA of Thunnus maccoyii (southern bluefin tuna), 1149 nucleotides long. RefSeq lists its product as uncharacterized. The record is from RefSeq and is a predicted model, not a curated record. The coding region runs from base 309 to 992 and encodes 227 amino acids. Lineage: Eukaryota; Metazoa; Chordata; Actinopteri; Scombriformes; Scombridae. The transcript is spliced from 4 exons.